Messenger RNA from Xenopus laevis (African clawed frog), 2024 nucleotides. It is a transcript of the gene mkx.L, whose product is annotated as mohawk homeobox L homeolog. Gene Ontology annotation, cellular component: nucleus. NCBI's taxonomy places the organism in Eukaryota, Metazoa, Chordata, Amphibia, Anura, Pipidae. The record is from RefSeq and is a predicted model, not a curated record. Gene Ontology annotation, biological process: cell development; dorsal/ventral pattern formation; brain development. The coding region runs from base 61 to 1101 and encodes 346 amino acids. Gene Ontology annotation, molecular function: DNA-binding transcription factor activity, RNA polymerase II-specific; DNA binding; RNA polymerase II cis-regulatory region sequence-specific DNA binding. The transcript is spliced from 6 exons.
CACAGGGCUGUACCUGCGUUCAGCUCACUUGGUUUGGAAAGGCUUCUACGAACUCCAGCCAUGAACGCAAUCGUGUUCAACAAGCUGAGUGGCCAAGUCCUCUUUGAGGAAUCAGCUAACGAUCGGGAGAGGGGAGUCCUACCCUACCUGGGAGUAAUGGAGAGUCCAAAUCCUGACGCGGGGUUACAGGAUGGAGUAAAGGACAACGCUAGACACCGGCGCCCUGGAAGCUCCAGGGGUGCAAGCGGUAAAGUUCGGCACAAGCGCCAGGCCUUGCAAGAUAUGGCACGGCCGCUCAAGCAAUGGCUCUACAAACACAGAGAUAACCCCUACCCAACCAAGACCGAGAAAAUUCUGCUGGCCCUUGGGUCUCAGAUGACUCUGGUACAGGUUUCAAACUGGUUUGCAAAUGCAAGACGUCGCCUUAAAAAUACUGUGAGACAACCAGACCUAAGCUGGGCUUUACGGAUAAAAUUGUAUAAUAAAUAUGUCCAAGGGAAUGCUGAACGGUUAAGUGUGAGCAGUGAAGACUCCUGUUCUGAAGAUGGGGAAAAUGCCCCAAGGAGCCACAAUAAUGAAGAAGCAUACGACAAGCCUAUUCACCAUACUGUGAUUACCAAAGAAAGCUCGGUCAUCAAAUCGGGUGUAAGAGCGGAGUCGAGUGUCAGUGAAGAUUAUGUUUCCCCUCCUAAAUACAAGAGCAGUUUGCUGCAUCGCUAUCUCAAUGACUCUUUGCGACAUGUCAUGGCCAGUAAUGCAGCAAUGAGAGAAAAAACGAGACAGAGGAACCACUCAGGGUCAUUUAGCUCCAAUGAGUUUGAAGAAGAGCUCGUAUCCCCAUCAUCUUCAGAAACUGAAGGCAACUUCGUCUACCGAACAGAUACGUUGGAGUCUGCAGCAAAUAAAUGCCAAAGUGCAGUUAAUAAAGAAGGAGCCAGCAAAGAUGAGACGUACUGGAGGGAGAUUAAUGCAGCCAUGGCCUUAACGAACCUUGCCCAAGGGAAAGAUAAACUGCAGGGCACAACAAGCUGCAUCAUUCAGAAAUCCUCGCAUAUAUCAGAAGUGAAGACUGUUAAAGUGGCGCUGCUUCAGAAAUACUGACGUUUCUCAGACUUGCCUAUGAACCAGCGACGGAACCCUCUGGAGUUUGCCCCAGUUCUCAAAAGCUUGUUUGGAAUAAUAAACAUUCUGGUUGCUGAGCAUAAAGAUCUCUAAAGUCUUGGACUCAGAUGCCGGGGCGCUGCCGGACAUGUACAUUUUAACGCCUUACUCGUUUCUUUUUUUUUAAAGGAAUAAAUAACUUAUUUUAUCCGUCAGCUGAUAAGUAAGAAUCGCUUUUGCCAUACGUGCCUUGCCGAAAAGAAAUAAGCUAUAACGUGGGCAUGAGAUACACUAGUUAUGCCUUAAUUUAUGAACGCCAUAAUGCUUUUUAUAUUUAAUCUGGGGUUAAAACUACCUGUACCGCAAACAAGUGGAUAUUGGAAAGUGCAUGAAAUAUCACGUUGUCGUUCCAACCAGGAAGUAAUAUUGUACCAUAUUUUGGAAGUAUUCAGUUUUUUUUUUUUUUUCAACCAUUUUUGAAGUCUUAUGGAUAGUAUUAUUGAUAUACCCUGACAAAUAUCGCAGGUUUGGGGUUUCUAGCACAUAUUGUAAAUCCUAAUGUUCAAAGCAGAAAAUCCAUAUUGUCUAAACUGGCAGAAAUGGCCUGUUUUUGUCAACAGGUGUGUCGCCAAAAAUACCAGAUGAUUUUAGUUGUAACUCGGUGGUGUAUAGAGACGCAAUACGGAUUAACAGAGGAACCCUGGAAGUAAGGUCUUUUUAAGGCAGGUAUUCAUUUCAGGGAAUUGAACAUGUGAACUUCUUGUGAACAUGGUGCUUGCACUUUGCACCUUUGCACAUAAUGCAACGCUCAUGCGCAGAUAUGAAAAUGGCAAAUCCUGAUGACAAUUCUUAAACUCAUUUAAGGGGGGUUAUUCACCUUUGAGUUAACUUUUAGUAAGAUGCAGAGAGUAGUGAUGGGCGAA